CCUGCUUUGGCGCCAAAGAGCACGGGUACAGCGCGCGCGUGGGGGCAGCAGCAGCGGCGGCGGAGUUGGUGUUAGCGAGAUGAACGGGGAUCAGCCUAGCCCCAGCGGCCAGUUUAACGGGUUUAGCAGUGAAAUGCUCUGUAAAAAACGGGAAGACUAUUUGGAAUGGCCUGAAUAUUUCAUGGCAGUAGCCUUCUUAUCAGCACAAAGAAGCAAGGAUCCAAAUUCUCAGGUUGGUGCUUGCAUUGUGAAUUCAGAAAACAAGAUUGUUGGAAUUGGAUAUAAUGGGAUGCCUAACGGUUGCAGUGAUGAUUUGCUGCCCUGGACGAGAACAGCACAGAUGUGCCAUGCUGAAUUGAAUGCCAUUAUGAACAAAAACUCAGCUGAUGUGAAAGGUUGCAGCAUAUAUGUUGCCUUGUUUCCAUGUAAUGAAUGUGCAAAGCUCAUCAUCCAGGCAGGUAUAAAAGAAGUUAUUUUUAUGUCUGACAAAUACCAUGAUAGCCCUGAAAUGACAGCUGCCCGGCGCCUGUUUGAUUUAGCUGGAAUUAUAUACAGGAAAUUCAAACCCAAGUGCAAUAAGAUCAUCAUUGACUUUGAUUCAAUUAACGGCAGACCAAGUCAAAAGCCUCUGUGAGUUAGCAGCUCAUUAAAUCUCUAGAAGAUUGUGAUUAUCUUUUUCUGAGAAGCUGCUAAUGCCUUUCAUCUUGAAGUUACACAACUUUUUAAUAGCCACUACAGCUAAAGUAGACAUCUGAAGAAUGUAAGGCCUAAAAUUUUUCUCCAUCAGCCUUGUCAUACAGAAUCUACAUCUAAACUUUUGGUUGCUGCUUUUUUUUCAAGCCUGCUUUAAAAUCUAGAACUAUAUAGAGGAAACAUAGUACAGCAUAUGUACUACAAGAAAAUGGUUUUGAUUCUUACUAUGUCGAUCAUGUGCUCUAUUAAGUAGAGUCAGAAUCGUAGACAGCAGUAUUUAUUGUAGGCAAUAACAUGCUGGAAAACCUCACUUACGUAUGUGGAUCUGUCCUUAUUGGACGCAGGGAACUAAAUAGCUAAUCCACGUGAAAUGUAAGAGGAGAUGUCCAUGCAAAUAUUGAUAUUCAAUCUACAGUAGCACUAGAAUAUUCUUGUUAAAGAGUUACAACAAUUAGUUUAAAAUAUUGUGGUGUCAAACUAUACUGUUGCAAUGUACUUUUAUUUGCAGAUGUAGUAGUGACUUUACUUUUAAUUGCUGUCUUACAUUGUAAUACAUGGUGUGUGUGUUUUUUAGUUAUGUUUGGAGAAUUUUCUGUGUUGGAUUCGGUUUAGAGAGACUUUGAAUUCUUUUCCCCAAGACACCUUGAACUUAAUCGGGGCUAAGUGAAUAAAUCAUUGGACUUUCACCUAUGGGAUCUUAUUUGGAGUUGAUUUUCUUGCCUAAAAAAAGUUAGUCUAUUGGUCUAAGUUUCUACUAGACAAUCCAACACAGUUCAAUCUCAGAAUUAACCUGUAAAAUAACUGAAUCAUUUCUUGUCCUUAGAGAGAAACAAGAGAUAUUCAACCCAUGUUGAGGUUGUCUAUGCCAAAAGUAGUAAUUGUGAUUUUAGCUUAUUUGUUAAUGCUGGCACAGUGCCUUCAUUUUCACAAAUGUUGUCUAAAAUAAUAUCCUUUUUAAUUUUAUUUUGAGGUUUGGGAAUAGAUUUGAAUGCCUUUUCUUUAAUUUGAUUUUUUUUUAAAUUAAAUAUGCCUAAUGGCUUUGUUUAGAAGAUGUUUUUAUCCCAGAGGUAAUCAUAUAUUUUUUAAAUAUGGUUAUAUUUCAGUAAGCUUUUAUUUUUUCUGUAAAGGCUUUCUGUUCCAUAUUUUGGGACAUUAUGUAAUUUGGCUUCCUACCAGUACUAUUAAAGUAUUAUUAAAAUCUGCUAUGCUAAA
Molecule: messenger RNA, 1905 nt
Organism: Gopherus flavomarginatus (Mexican gopher tortoise)
Lineage: Eukaryota; Metazoa; Chordata; Testudines; Testudinidae
Gene: DCTD
Product: dCMP deaminase
Exons: 6
Coding region: 80-634 (184 amino acids)
Biological process (GO): dTMP biosynthetic process; dUMP biosynthetic process
Cellular component (GO): cytoplasm
Molecular function (GO): zinc ion binding; dCMP deaminase activity
Source: RefSeq, a predicted model, not a curated record